AUGGGCCAAGGGUCCUCGCAGCCGGAGGACGGCGUGGUGGAGCGGAGGUCGCGGUGGGGGCCAGCAUCAGGGUCGCGACGGACCAUGCUCGGACUGCCUCCGCGGCGGCAGCCGGAUGGGGAUGGAGCGGAGAGUGGAGUAAGAGGGGCGGAGACCGACACUGAUGGCGAGAUUCAUCUACAGGACGACGGUCUGCUAAACAACUCCGACAGUCGGAUACGAAGUGUCAACCGCCUGUCGCAAAUGUUCCGCUCAAGCCCGGACCACGUAUUCACUGAGCCGCGAGACCACUCGACGAGCGAUGAGCAACCGCGUGCCGCCCUGCUUCACCGUACACGCUCUCGCUUCCAGGACAUGAUACGGCGAGACCCUGAUCGCAGCUCCACCCGACCCGCACAUUCAUUUCUACAACAACAUCGAUCUUCAUAUGUGCGCGGUAGCCCAGGCAGUGGUCAGAGCAACGAGUAUCUAUCACCGCCGCGCCUGCCCUCCAUCGACCUCACUUCAACCUUCGAUAACGACCUUCUCCGCGAUAUGCCUGAGCCACAGCCCGCGCCUCGUCCCGAGAGCUCGCACCGCCGCGUGCGGUUGAACGCGCUGCGACCAGAUCGGUCGUUUCGACAUUUGACAUCCUCCCUCCGCCGCCGACGAUCACCACCACCGGCAGCAUCAAAUAGACCGCGGGGGAGCGAAGAUCAGGCUGCAAUGCUGAGCAGACUGCUGAGUGUGGCUGCAGCGGCCACGGCUGCAACUCUCAUGGGUGACGAUCACCAUGCGUUGAGCGAGGCAACGAGCUUGACUGGAAGCUCUGGACUGGGAGACUUGGGGACAGCAAGUGGAGAAGACGGUAGCUUCGAUGGCUUCUUGCGAGCCUUGCAGAACGGCAGAAUAGCAUCUGCGCUCCGUCAGGGCGGCAGUGAUGGCGAUGGCGACGGUACGGGUGCACAAGCCGCGCCACUCAACUUCUUUCGCAUGUUCCGCUUCGGCGCAUCGUCCGGUGCGAACGACUCGGAAGCGCGUGAUCCUGCGGUUGGGGAUGCUGGCAGUGAGUCCGGCGCUGGCGAAGGUCGCAUGGUUCCCAUUAUCAUCGUUGGGAUUCGAUCAAUCUCGCCGAAUUCCAAUUCGAAUGCUGGCACUCCCAGCGAGGAUCUUCCACCGUUCAUCGACGCGUUGGGUAACUUCCCGACGCCACUGCCCGCCCAUGCACUCGGAGCCCAUGGUCAUGAUAGCAUUGACUCGAUACUGCGACCGCCUCAAAACGGAACGUCCUUCCGGCAUAGGCGUAGAGCGAGCAUGGGAAACUUCGGCAUGGGAAGGAGCAGAUUGAGCGACAGAAUGGAUGACCAGCGCGAUCACCGCUCUCCAGAGAGCCGUAGAGAGCGACCUUGGAGUGUGGCCAGCACAAGCUCCAACUACGAACCCAGACCACCCCCAGCAACACCGGCCAGCCCAAGCCCUGAACUCAGCCGGAUAUCAAGCCGGAGCACCACACCCACCCACUCACGGCCUACGUCACUCGUGGCCAGCAGCGUGCGCGACUUCAGUAACGACUCAACACGCAACAGCAUCCUCCACCGAGCAUCAGCGACUAGCCCGUUGAGCUCUCACACGGAGGAGACCGCGUCAAUUCGAUCCACUCAUUCCGGCACAGGCCUCUUGGGAGACUCGGAGUCAUACCGUCUCCACCGUCGUUCAGACACGGCCCCGAACAUACAUUACCCUCGUUUCGCAUCAGGCCAUCCGCGUAGGAAUGGCGUCGUGGAGCCUGAUCAUUUACCAGCCUUAUCACGCACUUCGUCGAAUACUGGCACCGACGCCUCGAGCAACGAGCACAGAAACAGCGGCAACGAUUCGAGAAGCUGGAUUAUCUAUGUGCUUGGCGGCUCUYAUCCCGAGAAUCAUCCCAUCCUUACAACACCGAGCCUUUUUACCGAAAACCCGACGUACGAGGACAUGAUGCUGCUUUCAGCUUUGCUCGGACCUGCCAAGGCCCCUGUGGCCACCGAGGAGGAUGUUGAAAGCGCGGGUGGAGUUUACAACAUCACCACUGUCGGUGUGUCCGAGGAUGCUACCAAGACUUCCAGCCUGGUGGCGAGCGCUAUCGAGGGCGACGAUCACGUCGUCUUGGAAGCUGGCCAGCGGUGCUUGGUUUGUCUUUGCGAUUUCGAAGCAAAGGAUACUGGGCGUAAGCUUGUCAAGUGCAGCCAUCUGUUCCACAAAGAGUGCAUCGACCAAUGGCUCACAACUGGACGGAAUUCGUGUCCGCUCUGUCGCGAGCAAGGUGUUGAUGAGAAGAAGAUCGAGGAGGCUGAUGCUGAAGCCGAUGAAGCGUCCGGAUCUCCUGCUGCUGCGGGGGUGGAACUGGACGCUAUAGAUACCGAGCUUGAAGCGUCAGUUGCUUAG
Ramularia collo-cygni is the source of this 2403-nucleotide messenger RNA. RefSeq lists its product as uncharacterized. NCBI's taxonomy places the organism in Eukaryota, Fungi, Ascomycota, Dothideomycetes, Mycosphaerellales, Mycosphaerellaceae. The coding region runs from base 1 to 2403 and encodes 800 amino acids. The record is from RefSeq and is a predicted model, not a curated record. The transcript has a single exon.